Hemicordylus capensis (graceful crag lizard) is the source of this 5783-nucleotide messenger RNA. It is a transcript of the gene RABGEF1, whose product is annotated as RAB guanine nucleotide exchange factor 1. The transcript has 16 exons. The record is from RefSeq and is a predicted model, not a curated record. Gene Ontology annotation, cellular component: cytosol; endocytic vesicle. Gene Ontology annotation, biological process: vesicle-mediated transport; protein homooligomerization. Bases 361 to 3126 code for a protein of 921 amino acids. Gene Ontology annotation, molecular function: guanyl-nucleotide exchange factor activity; DNA binding; small GTPase binding. Lineage: Eukaryota; Metazoa; Chordata; Lepidosauria; Squamata; Cordylidae.
CCCAAAUACCCGGAUGGCUAGUGGGGCGGGCGAGCGAGCGAGCCAGCGCGCGCGGGGCUGACGGGCACGGAGCGAUCGGGCCUGGCGCGAGGGGCGCCGGGAUAUUGCGCGCGACGCCUCAGGCGGGGUCGCUGCCAGGGCGGGCAGGCGAGGACCGGAGCGACCCAGGACAGGCUCCUGAUCCCCGGCUCCUUGCAGCGCCGAUGUUCCUCUUUGUGCUGUGCCGAGAUGCCUUGGGGUGACAAAGAAAUGAAAUGAGUGUGAGCGGCGGCGGCAGCGGCGGCGACCUCUGCAUGCCCCUCAGGACCCAGCCUUGCCACGGCUGCCCGCCCAGCAGACCAGCUUCCCCGAGCCACAGGGAUGGUGGUAGUCACGGGGCAGGAGAAAGCCAGCGAAUGCCCGGGCGAUGCCAUGUCGGGCUCGGAUGCCGAGGACGACUUCCAAGAGCCGGUCACCCCGACGGCCAGCCAGGCGGAGCAGGCCCUGCCUCUUCUUCCUCAGAAGUUCCCCGAAGUGGUGCCGCUGAACGUUGGAGGCAUGCACUUCACCACCCGGCUGUCAACGCUGCGCCGGCACGAUGACACCAUGCUGUCGGCCAUGUUUAGCGGCCGGCAUUACAUCCCGACGGAUGCCGAAGGCAGAUAUUUCAUUGACCGAGACGGAACCUUCUUUGGGGACGUGCUGAACUUCCUCCGCUCCGGCGACCUGCCUCCGAGAGAGCGCGUGAGGUCCGUUUACAAGGAAGCCCAGUAUUAUUCCAUAGGACCUUUGCUAGACAGCCUUGAAGAGAUCCAGCCCCUGAAAGGGGAGAAGGUCCGGCAAGCGUUCCUGGGCUUGAUGCCCUAUUACAAAGAGCACCUGGAGCGGAUCGUCGAGAUCGCCAAGCUGCGGGCCAUGCAGCGGAAAGCCCGCUUUGCCAAGCUGAAGAUCUGCGUCUUCAAGGAGGAGAUGCCCAUCACCCCCUACGAGUGCCCGCUCUUCAACUCCCUGCGCUUCGAGCGCAGUGAGGGCGAGGGCAAGCUCUUCGAGCACCACUGCGAGGUGGACGUCUCCUUCGGGCCCUGGGAGGCCGUGGCCGACGUCUACGACCUCCUGCACUGCAUCGUGACGGACCUCUGCAGCCGGGGCAUCACCGUGGACCACCAGUGCAUCGGGGUCUGCGACAAGCACCUGAUCAACCACUACUACUGCAAGCGGCCCAUUUACGAGUUCAAGAUCACGUGGUGCGAGACGUUCUGGCGCACUUCCUUCGAGAGAGUCCUUUCUCCCCAGCAAGGCAGCUGGCAGUUACGUCACCUCCAGGCAUCAGACGUCUACAUCAGCACUUUAUUUCACAACGUUUUCCCACAACGUCUUGUUGAUUUCGAGAGGAAGCCCCGGUCAGAAGACGCCGACCUGCAAAGAGGAAGACGUUUUCAGGACCCAGCGGUGCGCCCCAAUGCGAGCCGGACGUGGUGGUGGGUGUGGGUGGAGACGCCGUUGCUUUUCCUCUUGGGCCUGGCGCCGCGUCGUUUCGGGCAGGCGGCGGCGGCGGCGCCCUUGGCGGAAGUGACGCCAUCACGUCGAGGGGCGGGGGAGAAGGUGUCCAAGGAGCCUCUGAAGGGGGAGACGGCGCCGGCGGAGGAGGAAGAGGAGAGCCUGAGGAGCGCCAUGAGCCUGAAGUCGGAGCGCCGCGGCAUCCACGUGGACCAGUCAGAGCUGCUCUGCAAGAAAGGAUGCGGUUACUACGGCAACCCGGCCUGGCAGGGCUUCUGCUCCAAAUGCUGGCGGGAGGAGUACCAGAAGGCCCGGCAGAAGCAGAUCCAGGAGGACUGGGAGCUGGCGGAGCGGCUCCAGCGGGAGGAAGAAGCAGCCUACGCCAGCACCCACCAGCCCCAGGGGGCUCAGCCGCCCACGUUCGCCAAGUUCGAGGAGAAGAAGACCAACGAGAAGUCCCGCAAAGUCACCACGGUGAAGAAGUUCUUUGGGGCCUCCAGCCGGGCCGGCCCUAAGAAAGAGGUCCAGGAAGCCAAGGCCCCCAGCCCCUCCGUCAGCAGACAGGUCAGCGUGGAGACGGACCGCGUGUCCAAGGAGUUCGUGGAGUUCCUCAAGACCUACCACAAGGUUGGGCAGGACAUCUACAAGCACUGCAAGCUCUUCCUGGAGGCCAUGCACCACAAGCGGGAGCUGAGCAUCGAGGAACAGUCCGAGUGCGCCCAGGACUUCUAUCAGAGUGUGACUGAGAGACUGCAGAUUCGCGCGAAAGCGCCUCCGGAGAAAGUGGAGAAAGCGAUGGACCAGGUUGAGAAGUACGUCAUGACCCGGCUGUACAAGCACGUCUUCUGCCCGGAGACUACCGAGGACGAGAAGAAGGACCUUGCGAUCCAGAAGAGGAUCAGGGCCUUGCACUGGGUCACACCCCAGAUGCUCUGCGUCCCCGUCGACGAGGAAAUCCCGGAAGUCUCGGACGUGGUGGUGAAAGCGAUCACAGACAUCAUUGAGAUGGACUCCAAGCGGGUCCCCCGGGAUAAGCUGGCCUGCAUCACCAGCUGCAGCAAGCACAUCUUCACCGCCAUCCGGACCACGAAGAACGAGCCCGCCUCGGCCGACGACCUGCUCCCCACUCUCAUCUACAUCGUCCUGAAGGGCAACCCGCCCCGCCUCCAGUCCAACAUCCAGUACAUCACCCGCUUCUGCAACCCCAGCAGGCUGAUGACGGGAGAGGACGGCUACUACUUCACCAACCUGUGCUGUGCCGUGGCCUUCAUCGAGAAGCUGGAUGCCCAGUCCCUCAACCUGAGCGAGGAGGACUUUGACCGCUACAUGUCGGGCCAGACCUCGCCCAAGAAGCCGGAGCCCAAGAGCUGGCCGGCCGACGUCUGCGCGGGGGUCCGCCAGAUGUACCGCAACCUGGACCUCCUCGCCCAGCUCAACGAGCGCCAGGAGCGGAUCGCGAGCGGGGCCCGCCAGCUGGAGGAGGACCUCAUCGAGUGGACGGACGCCGUCUCCAAGGAGGUCCGAGAGAUCGUGGAGAAGUACCCCCUGGAGAUCAAGCCCCCGCAGCCGGCGCUGGCGGCCAUAGACUCCGAGAACGUGGAGAACGACAAACUGCCGCCUCCCUUGCAGCCGCAGCUCUACGUGGGCUGAGGCCCGCGCCUGGGACCCGGGGCGGGCGGGGGGGGCCAUCCCUCCCUGCCUGGCUUCCUCCUUUUCCUGCGCCGGAAGGAAAACCCGCCGGGGCAGGCACCAGAGUUUCACAGGUACCCUUUCGCUGGCUCGUGUGUCUGAUAUUUAUUCCGGCCAGAGGAGGCUGCCGUGGGGGCUCUCUCUCUCCCCCUUGUGUGGCGCUGAACGGCAUCUGAUGUCUUAUUUUUCACACGAAUCCGACUUUUUAAGCAACUCGGGGUUGAUUCCCCCCCCAUUUCUCCCCCCUUGGCAGGCAUGCCUUGCGUGUGUGCGUGCGUGCGUGCAAAUAAUUGGUUGAAGCUUUCUUUUCUUUCUCUCUCUCUCCCCGCAAUACUUGGAAUAUAAUAUUCUGCAUUUUGCAUCUCUACACACACACACACACACACACACACACACACGAUUUAUCCUGCCUCUAGAAGGGUUGAGAAUAAUCUGGAGGACUCUUCCCGUCCCUUCUAGACGAAGGAUAACCGCAAGAGAUUCCAGUGGGAGGAUGUUCUCUGCCAGCGUCUGGAAGUCGACAGGUACUUGACCGUUUUUUAGGAAACAAAUAGAAGGAAAUCCAGUGUAAAGUAGACUUAUUUAAAUCUGUAAAUAGGCUGGACAUCUGCACACUCCUCUUACCUGCAUGGCAUUUUCUAAGAAACGGUGGGUGUUUCUUGGUUUUAUUUUCCCCACACUCCACAGGGCUCGUUUCUCACCCGAGUAGUCUUCUUCUAGGGAAACAGAGAGGGAAGUUCCUGAUAGUGGGAAACUGCCAUCCAUCGGCUGCAAGCUGACAGAUAAAAUGUCCCAAGAUCUGUCGUUUCUUCUCCGAUUCCCCUGGAAAUGCACUGAAAUAGCCUUUUUCUCCCCUUGCUGCAUGCUGGCCUAUAACAGCCACUCAGCUCGGGUCUGCUGGAACCCGUUUCUGGAAUGCUAGGGCAGAUCUGUGCUGCUCUAGAAACACGUGGCGUUGGCCGACCGAGGAUUAAAGGAUGGCUUGAUUCUAUUCUCCAGUAUCCGGCGUGGAUAUUUUUCUCCUUCUGUGGGGAAAUUGGGACUGAGCAGGCGAGGAGAGAAUCUCGUGAUUGCCUGUCCUGCCUCGACCGGUUUUCCGCAUGGCGCACGAUGCCGUUGGAAGCGAAGGAAACCCAAUUUGUACCUUCUCCAAAGAGGUCUACAACUCCCAUUAUCCCCUGCCACAAUGGCUGGGGUGAUGGGAAUUGUAAUCCAGCAGCCCCGGGACCCGGGUUCGAGAACCACUGGUAUAACAUGUCCCUUCCCCUCUCCCUCAAAUCUGAAUAUUUGGGCCGAUGCCCAAAUAUAUAUUAAAUGUGUGGCGUGGGCUGGCUCCUAUCUUGUGCUCAUUUUUAGUGUGUGCUUGAAUUAGUCCUAAAGUGUUUGGCGCAUUUCGGGUGGAUUUAAGACCGCCUUGUUCUCUCUCCUCUUCCCUCCCUGAGAACUCAUCCAUCCUUAUUGCUGUGGGUGUCUGUCUCUCUUGGUUUCUUAUCCCUACCUCCUGCCUUGGCCCAAGAAGCCGCCUGGCUUUUUUGGGAAGACAAGCACCCUCUUCAGCAGCUUUAAAAGUGUCUCGGAACCUGUUUUUGUAGCAUCACUGUUUUUUCUCUCCUGACUCUGGAGCAGUCUGGAUGGAACUGAAAGGUCUGAAAGGUCUGGGUGGGUGAUAGGGGAAAUGAAACCAUUUUUUAAAAAAAUCCAGCAUGUGUUGCAGUGACAAUGGGUUCCAAAGACUAGCGAGCUCCUCAGGUGGCCCGUGGUUGGUUCCAGGCAGUUCCUUGCUUUCUCACGGCAGGCUGCUUUUCACUGAUUGGGGUCCAGCUCCAUUCAUCCCGGAAAAGCAGUAUUAAAAUUCCCAUUCCCGCUGAAUAAAGUGUGUGGUUCUUGCUUCUCUCGUCAAGCUCCUCUGAAGUGUUUCUUCCUUUCUCGGAUGCCAAAUUCCGCUUAAUAUAUUAAAUUUGCACGCCCUCUUUGCCAUUCAAACUCUGUCCUGGCUCCAAGGUUCAAAUAAGGACAGUCUCCUUACAGUGUUAUACUGCUGAAGAACACAUUUUAAAAGAAUUAGUUUUCACACAUCUCCUCCCCUCAAGCUCUCGUGAUCUAGCCGAACCUCCUUUGUUCCUGGCCCAGUUCUGGCCACCAGAUUUCCAGAUCUAGUCUAGAUCUCGCUUGGAGACCUGCACCGGGUCUCCAUGAGGCAUCUAGAAACAUGGCCAUCUUAGCAAUGCUGUCUCUUUGCAAUAAGUCUGGACCAGAAACUUCUCUGGCGGUGGCUACUGAAUUUUUAAAAACGCACCUUCCGUUUGAGCGGCACCUUCCUGGCAUUGUUUCGCGGCUAAGUAUUUCUGUCCUCGGCCUCCCCAUGCUAAACCGCAGAACUGACAUUAGCGAGCUUAUCAGCUGGACCCAGGGAGUUGCGUUUGUCGGCCUCUGUCCCGAGAGAAUAGCGGCCUAGAUCGGAGUCUCCUCUCCUGGUCCCGUUUCUCUCUUCCCCAGGAUCCACUUAGGUGCUAACUCUGGUUUCCAGGUACGUGGUUUUUUUUUUCACUCCUGAGAAGAUGUAUUGUAAUUGCUGUUACUAAAUUUCUGUCAGAUCGAAUAAAACAUGUACACCACGA